Exophiala spinifera is the source of this 222-nucleotide messenger RNA. RefSeq lists its product as uncharacterized. Lineage: Eukaryota; Fungi; Ascomycota; Eurotiomycetes; Chaetothyriales; Herpotrichiellaceae. Bases 1 to 222 code for a protein of 73 amino acids. The record is from RefSeq and is a predicted model, not a curated record. The transcript has 4 exons.
AUGGCUGGACCUACGCCUCUUCGCCUCGAUCCCGCCUACGAGAAGUACAAUCAGUUAAAUAAGGAGCGGUGGAGAUACUUUCGCUGGACUCCUCGUACGGCAUUCAUCUCCUUCAUGUAUGCGGUUUUCGUGCCAACGGUUGUCGGAUAUGCAUUCGCGAAGACUGAUGGCAAAUGGGACAUGCGAGCGAAGCUUAAGGGCGAUACUAUCAGCGAGUUUUAG